UAGUUUUGGCAAAAAGUAAUAUAAUAGAUCAAAAUGCCAAACUGGAAUCAAAUACAAUCGCAACUUCGGAGCUCUACAAAUCCUGUAGUUUUUUUUGACAUUGCUGUGGGCACUACGGAGAUUGGGCGAAUGAUAUUCGAACUGUUCGCAGACACAGUGCCCCGCACGGCGGAGAACUUCCGACAGUUUUGCACGGGCGAAUAUCGGCCGGAUGGCGUGCCCAUCGGCUACAAGGGCGCCAGUUUCCACCGAGUGAUUAAAGACUUUAUGAUCCAGGGUGGCGACUUUGUCCAGGGUGACGGGACUGGCGUGACAAGCAUCUACGGCAGCACGUUCGGCGACGAGAACUUUACCCUGAAGCAUGACUCUCCGGGACUGCUGUCCAUGGCGAACAGUGGCAAGGAGACGAACGGCUGCCAGUUUUUCAUCACCUGCGCCAAGUGCAAUUUCCUGGACGGCAAGCAUGUCGUGUUCGGUCGCGUUCUGGACGGCCUGCUCAUUAUGCGGAAGAUUGAGAACGUACCCACUGGCCCAAACAACAAGCCCAAGUUGCCAGUGACCAUUUCGCAAUGCGGACAAAUGUAGCGAUGAAUAGAAAGUGUUGUAAUAAAGUCUCUAUUAUGUCUUUUUAAA
This is a messenger RNA of Drosophila ficusphila, 633 nucleotides long. Its product is annotated as peptidyl-prolyl cis-trans isomerase H. The record is from RefSeq and is a predicted model, not a curated record. Gene Ontology annotation, cellular component: intracellular membrane-bounded organelle. Gene Ontology annotation, biological process: protein peptidyl-prolyl isomerization; protein folding. Lineage: Eukaryota; Metazoa; Arthropoda; Insecta; Diptera; Drosophilidae. Gene Ontology annotation, molecular function: peptidyl-prolyl cis-trans isomerase activity. The coding region runs from base 34 to 585 and encodes 183 amino acids. The transcript is spliced from 2 exons.